AUGUCGGCCGUCGAGCUCCUCAACCCGCGCGCCGAGAUCAGUCGCCGCAACCAGGCCUUCUCCCUCAACGUCACGGGCGCAACCGGCCUCGCCAACGUCGUCAAGAGCAACCUCGGACCUCGCGGCACCCUCAAGAUGCUCGUCGACGGCGCAGGCCAGCUCAAGAUGACAAAGGACGGCAAGGUCCUCCUCAGCGAGAUGCAGAUCCAGAACCCGACGGCCGCCCUCAUCGCCCGCACCGCCGUCGCCCAGGACGAGAUGACGGGCGACGGCACGACGAGCGUCGUCCUCCUCGUCGGCGAGCUCCUCAACCAGUCGCUGCGCUACACGGCCGAGGGCGUCCACCCGCGCGUCAUCGCCGACGGCGUCGAGGUGGCCAAGAACGCCCUCACGGCCUUCCUCGACUCGUUCGCGCGCCCGCUCGCCACGUCGGGCGCCCACGAGACGCUCGUCCAGGUCGCCUACACGUCGCUCGCGACAAAGGUCAACAAGCAGCUCGCCAAGUCGCUGUCGCAGGCCGUCGUCGACGCCGUCCUCGCCAUCCGCCAGCGCCGCGACAACGCCGCGCCCGGCGACGACUCCAAGGACGCGUUCGAGCCGAUCGACCUCCACAUGGUCGAGCUCAUGAAGAUGCAGCACAUGACGGACUCGGACACGCGCCUCGUCAAGGGCCUCGUCCUCGACCACGGUCCGCGCCACCCGGACAUGCCCAAGCGCCUGACCAACUGCCACAUCCUGACGCUCAACGUCAGCCUCGAGUACGAAAAGACCGAGGUCAACUCGGGCUUCUUCUACUCGUCGGCCGAGCAGCGCGAGAAGCUCGUCGAGUCGGAGCGCAAGUUCACCGACGCCAAGGUGCGCAAGAUCAUCGACCUCAAGAAGCUCGUGUGCGACCAGAAGCUCGACCAGGACGGCAACCCGAUCGGCGAGCAGCAGUCGUUCGUCGUCAUCAACCAGAAGGGCAUCGACCCGCUCUCGCUCGACAUGCUCGCCAAGCAGGGCAUCAUGGCCCUGCGCCGCGCCAAGCGCCGCAACAUGGAGCGCCUCCAGCUCGUGUGCGGCGGCACGGCCCAGAACAGCGUCGACGACCUCACGCCCGACGUCCUCGGCCACGCCGGCCUCGUGUACGAGCACACGCUCGGCGAGGAAAAGUUCACGUUCGUCGAGGAGGUCCUCGAGCCCAAGAGCGUCACGCUCCUCGUCAAGGGCCCGAACGCGCACACGAUCGCCCAGAUCUCGGACGCCGUCCGCGACGGCCUGCGCGCCGUCAAGAACGCGCUCGAGGACGGCACGCUCGUGCCCGGCGCGGGCGCGUUCGAGAUUGCCGCGCACGCCCACCUGACCGAGGUCGUCAAGCGCGACGCCAAGGGCCGCGCAAAGCUCGGCGUGCAGGCGUUUGCCGACGCGCUCUUGUGCGUCCCCAAGACGCUCGCCGUCAAUGCCGGGUUGGACGUGCAGGACGCGGUCGUUGCGCUGCAGGUGCGUACUCUUGCGAGCGCGCAGGACGAGGCGAUGGACGGGCACGUGGUCGGGCUCGACCUGUCGACGGGCGAGCCGCUAGACCCGGUCACCGAGGGUAUCUGGGACAACUACCGCGUCAAGCGGCACAUGAUCCACUCGGCCGCCGUCAUCGCGUCCAACCUGCUCAUCACCGACGAGAUGAUGCGCGCAGGCCGGUCGUCGCUCAAGGGCGACGGGCAGUGA
This is a messenger RNA of Rhodotorula graminis WP1, 1704 nucleotides long. RefSeq lists its product as uncharacterized. Gene Ontology annotation, cellular component: chaperonin-containing T-complex. Gene Ontology annotation, biological process: protein folding. Gene Ontology annotation, molecular function: ATP hydrolysis activity; ATP-dependent protein folding chaperone; ATP binding. The record is from RefSeq and is a predicted model, not a curated record. Lineage: Eukaryota; Fungi; Basidiomycota; Microbotryomycetes; Sporidiobolales; Sporidiobolaceae. Bases 1 to 1704 code for a protein of 567 amino acids. The transcript is spliced from 7 exons.